AUGAGUUUCGUGCCCGUUAACCCGCGGCCGUUCCUGCAGGACCUGGUCAACAAGGACGUGGUAGUGCGUCUCAAGUGGGGCGAGACGGAGUACAAGGGGAGACUGGUGAGCAUCGACAGCUACAUGAACAUCCAGUUGAGCAACACGGAAGAAUUUAUUGACCGCAAGUUUACUGGUGCUUUGGGCCAAGUACUGAUACGCUGCAACAAUGUGCUGUAUGUGACGGCCGCGACGGGUGAGGACAGCAAGGGUGGGGACGAUACAAGGAUGGAGGAUUGA
This is a messenger RNA of Dichotomopilus funicola, 279 nucleotides long. RefSeq lists its product as uncharacterized. Gene Ontology annotation, biological process: spliceosomal snRNP assembly; mRNA splicing, via spliceosome. The transcript is spliced from 2 exons. Gene Ontology annotation, molecular function: RNA binding. Gene Ontology annotation, cellular component: catalytic step 2 spliceosome; U1 snRNP; pICln-Sm protein complex. The record is from RefSeq and is a predicted model, not a curated record. The coding region runs from base 1 to 279 and encodes 92 amino acids. Lineage: Eukaryota; Fungi; Ascomycota; Sordariomycetes; Sordariales; Chaetomiaceae.